AUGCCCAGCUCCCCCAGUUCACUCCUGCCCGAUGUGGGGGCCGUGGUGACAUGCAAGGUUUGCGGCAUUAACUCCCGCUUUGCCAAGGUGCACAUCCUGUAUGUCGGCUCCACGCCGCUGAAGUCCGCCUUCCGGGGGACCAUACGGAGAGAAGAUAUUCGAGCCACGGAGAAAGAUAAGGUAGAAGUGUACAAGAGCUUCCGCCCGGGUGACAUAGUCCUGGCCAAAGUCAUCUCGCUGGGGGACGCGCAGUCCAACUACCUGCUGAGCACGGCGGAGAACGAGCUGGGCGUGGUGGUGGCGCGCAGCGAGGCAGGGGUGCAGAUGGUGCCCAUCAGCUGGUGCGAGAUGCAGUGCCCGCGGACGCACACCAAGGACUUCCGUAAGGUGGCCCGCGUGCAGCCCCAGUUCCUGCAGACCUAGCAGCCCCCACGGGGGUGGGGGGACCCUGCGGGGCAAGGGGCUGCCGGGCUGGGGUCUGCGGGGCCAGAGCAGCCCCUGGACUCCAGCCGCCUCCGCGCGUGAGCCAGGCCCUCGCUGGCGGGGUGGAGUUUCUAUUUGUGGAUAAUAAAUAAUUUCUGAG
This is a messenger RNA of Aptenodytes forsteri (emperor penguin), 583 nucleotides long. RefSeq names its product exosome component 1 (gene EXOSC1). Lineage: Eukaryota; Metazoa; Chordata; Aves; Sphenisciformes; Spheniscidae. Gene Ontology annotation, molecular function: RNA binding. The coding region runs from base 1 to 423 and encodes 140 amino acids. Gene Ontology annotation, biological process: RNA processing. Gene Ontology annotation, cellular component: cytoplasm; nuclear exosome (RNase complex). The record is from RefSeq and is a predicted model, not a curated record. The transcript is spliced from 7 exons.